Messenger RNA from Triticum aestivum (bread wheat), 2959 nucleotides. Its product is annotated as protein FAR1-RELATED SEQUENCE 5. Gene Ontology annotation, molecular function: zinc ion binding. The transcript has 5 exons. NCBI's taxonomy places the organism in Eukaryota, Viridiplantae, Streptophyta, Magnoliopsida, Poales, Poaceae. Bases 64 to 2709 code for a protein of 881 amino acids. The record is from RefSeq and is a predicted model, not a curated record.
UCAGAUGCGUAGCUGCAGCCUUGUCCGCCUCCAAUCCUCCAUCAAUCCAAUCGAGAAUUUCUGAUGGCUGAGCGACCGGAACGGUGCCCUCCAGGCGAUGCGACUAGCCGCCAGUUCCCUGGCCCGACGCUCACUGCAGCAGGAGGAACGAUAGCCAUGACCGCCGGCCGUCGAAACACGCCCUCUCCCUUGCAUGACGGGAUCGGGCUGGAAGGACAGCCACGGCCGCCACUGGCCAUGCUGCCGCAAUCUGAAGCAGAGCUGUCGUCGAGAAGGUCGGGAGUGGCCAUGCCGGAAUCUCACACCGUCGCCUGGAACGACGACCAUGGUGGUUCUACCUCUGGCUUGCACCAUGUAAACCUCGUUGAUGACAACAGUCGCUGCUCCAAAUUGUACCGUCCGUCGUAUACGAUGUCAGAAGCCACGACAUGCACCAUGGACUUGCCGCCGCCACAAGUCAUGUCAGGAGGAGGCCAGCAAGAUGACGCAGUUACGGAUGGUCGUGGAGAAAAUGGAGAGCAAACAAUUCAGGUUCCCGAAGUUGGGAAAACGUUUGAGUCAGAGAAAGACGCCUAUGACAUGUAUAACACAUAUGCUGGCAAAGUUGGAUUUAGUAUUAGAAAGAACCAGACAAAGCGUCGACAUGAUGGUACUAUAUAUCAAAAAAGAAUUGUUUGCAGUAACCAAGGCCAUCGAGAAACCGAGUCGUCGAAGGACACUACAAGGACGGAUUGCAAUGCCCGUAUUCAGUUCAGUGUUAGCAGAGAGGGGAUUUGGAUGGUGCAAAAGGUUGUAACCGAUCAUAAUCAUUAUCUUGCUAGUCCCAAUAAGGUGCACAAACUGAGGUCCCAACGACGUGUUAUAGAAGCAGACAGACAUCUAAUUGGCCAGAUACGGGAAGCCGGAAUGAAGCCAUCCCAGGUGUAUGACUUCAUGGUAGCGUUUUACGGAGGACCAGACAAAGUGCCAUUCGCAAAGAUGGACUGCAAUAACGAGAUUGGUCGUGAGCGCAAAAAGUACUUAGAAUCAAAUGAUUCACAAACACUUCUAGAAUACUUGAAAAAUAAGCAGAGAGAGGAUCCAACAUUUUUUUAUGCCAUUCAAGUAGAUGAGAAAGAUGGUCGGAUUGCUAAUUUCUUUUGGGCAGACGGACAGUUUAUCAUGGAUUACGCAUGUUUCGGAGAUGCUAUAUCAUUUGACACUACGUUUCAAACUAAUAAGUUUGAAAUGCCUUUUGCUCCAAUCCUGGGAACCAACCAUCACAAGCAGACUAUAAUUUUUGGGGCAGCGUUGUUAUAUAAUGAGACCAUUGAGUCAUUUGUUUGGUUGUUUGAAACCUUUCUAACAGCAAUGUCAGGUAAGCAUCCAAGCACAAUUUUCACUGAUCAGGAUGCGGCCAUGGCAGGAGCAGUUGCAUAUGUGUUUCGAAAUACAAGUCAUCGACUUUGUCUAUGGCACAUUUAUCUUAAUGCUGCUAAAUAUCUUGGACAUGUAAUUCAUGAGCAUCCUGAGAAGUUUCUACCUGGUUUUAAGAGAUGUGUCUAUGAAGAUAGAUCAGAGUAUAAGUUCAACAAGAAGUGGCAUGAAUUAUUGGAUCGGUACAACCUCCAGGACAACGAAUGGAUGGCAAAGUUAUAUGAGUUGAGGGAAAAGUGGGCUGCUGUCUAUCGCGACUCGUUUACAGCUGAUAUGAACUUGACUCAAAGGAGUGAAGGUAUGAAUAAUGUCUUCAAGCAAAGAUUUCGUAGGAGACUUGGUCUCUGUGAACUCCUUGUAGAAUGUGAGAAGGUUUCUCAUAGUCUUCGGGAAAAUGAGUUGGAUGCAGAUUUUAGUUCGCGUCGAAAGAACCCGAUUACUUACUCAUCUAAGUUACCUUUGCUGAAGACCGCAUCCGAAUCAUAUACAAGGAGGAUGUAUUCGGAGUUCGAGGAAGAAUUUACAGGACAAUUUUUGAUGUCUUGUAAAUUGUUACAAACUGAGGGGUCAGUGUUGACAUACAUGGUUACACAUAUGAAUAGUGAGUAUGGAACAAAAGUUAUAUUCAAUACUGCGGAUACUACCAUUACAUGUUGUUGCAGAAAGUAUGAAUCCAUAGGUAUAUUGUGCAAGCAUGCUUUUAAAGUUUUCAGUGUGAAUGAUGUUUUCAUUUUGCCAUCACAAUAUAUACUAAAAAGAUGGACAAAAUAUGCAAAGAGAGGAUAUUAUGUUGAAAAACUAGGAACUGAGGAGGAAAGUUUGAAAACGCAUGCUGCACGUGUCUCACGGAAGGCCACGUCCGUUGCAUUGAAGUGUACCCGAUCAAAGGAACUUCUUAUUGAUUUCAAGAAAGUUAUAGAUAAGUUUGACGUACAAGCAGAUAACUCUCUCAGCAAGAUGGAGGAAAAAUCAAAUGAGGUUCCGCUAGUUUCGACUGACCUUUCUACCGACACACUAAAAGGUACAAUAUCAAUUAGAGUUCCUCUGGUGGUAAAAGGUGCAAAGACUAAACGGUCAAAACUCUCCUUUGAGAAGAAGAAAGGGAAGAAAAAGAAUAGUACUAAAAAGAAAGGAGAAGAUCCAAAAAAUGCAGUACGAAAUAGGGAUGAUGGCAUUCAUCCACGGGAAUUGAUGGAUGUUGGGACUGGUAGCAUUAACGUUUCUAGUACAGUGCCAAACUUUCGAAAUGAUGUGUAUGGGCAGUCUUCGUCCAUGGCUGCUCCGUUGAUCUAAGGUGGAUUUACUAAUGCCGCAACUCCAACCUUUGCAAAUGAUGCGUACGGGCAACCUUCAUCUAUGUACGCUUUUUUCAUCCAAGGCGAAUUCACAAGUCUUUUGCUUGGAGUUCAUCAGGAUGCCACACUGUCCUCGUCUGCUAAAAAGUUACAUUUUGAUGAAUAGUAUUUGGCGCAACAUAUAAGGAGUAUGAUCUUUUUUAUGUAAUCUGGUGUAUCAUGAAUUUUAAUUUAUGUACUGCAGCACA